ACUUCGUCCAAGUUAUUCUCAGCAGUGGCACGCAGGGACAUACAACGGCUUGCAGACCGGCUCAUCAGAUUGGAAGUCAGCUCUCCGACGGAUCUAGCCCUCCUCCUGUACCUUUAUCUUUGUCACCACUACACUGACCUUUCCCUACCAGUGACUUUUUGCACUCUUCUGCUGGCGAGUCUUUAACCUACUGUUUUGCUUAGAUACGUGUAGGGCCAUAGUGUAGAACCUUUUUCAGAGUCCCAGUUCCAGCACCAGCAUGGUGGCGCCGGUCUAGGCGUCAUCUGACCGCGCUAUGGGGUGCCUUUGCUUCGGUAGCAACAGCUCUGCUGAGACAUCGAGCCCCAAGCCGGCCCCGGCAGUACCAACAUCGGCAGCAGCAACACAGCGACAGGCUCCUUACCAGGCGCCCGUCCCGCCUCCACCAGCACCAAAGUCACAGCCGGAGCCAAAGGAGGUCGCGGCAGCGCCGUCACCUGCUCUCCUUGCGGAGUCUGCCGACUCGUCCUUUCAGACAGCAGCUGUUCCGCCGUGGCAGAAGGACGCACUAAUCAAUUCUAGGAGCAGUGGCUUGCCUUCAGCUGCGACUGGCGCUGAGAAACUUGAGGGAACACCCAGCAAGAGCAUGGCGGGGACCAAUUUGGCGGAAAUCCUGCGCCUUAAUCUCGGCGAGGUUAAGCUAGUCCUCCAAAAGCUAGCGUCGUUAAACCCGACGCCUACAAUUGCCCUUAAUGAGGCAUCGGAGCUGCUUCAGAAACACCUGAGCGUGGGACUUUGCAGCAUAACUGGACUAACGGACCACUGUACAUCAUUCGUGCUGCUGGCUGCUUACGGAGUUGGCGCCCAUGAACUGGAGCGCACGCCGGUCAUGCGCGGCUCGCAGUGGUCGGCUGCCCACUUACUGCAGCAGCCGGUAUACCUGUACCUCACUGCGAAGAACGACGCGGAGGCAGCGCAGCUGCCGCUGGACUUCCAGGCGCUCUACAAGUACGGGCUGCGGUCAUUCCUCUCCAUCCCGAUAUCAACGGACCAUGAGGUGCUGUCAGUGCUGACCAUUGCCAAGGAGGACGCGGAUGGCUUUGAGGUGGAGUGGUGGGAGCCCAUGCUGGGCUGCCUCUCCACCGGCCUGCUCUACUACCUGCGCGCCGAGCAGACGCAGAACCUCUGCCAGCUCAUGCGCAACCUGGACUCCUCCCCCGACUACACCAACGUCAUCCACCAGCUCCUCCGCGGCGCGCACAGCCUGCUGCUGCGCGCCACCAACAUCCGCACCGGCUGCAGGCUGGCGCUGCUGCCCUCCGCGGACAUGUCCCGCGCACUCAUAUUCGAGCCCGACAGGGCCAUGUCAGCAGCCGAGGGGUACGGCACUGCGGGAGCUGGAGGUGCUGCGGGCGGCAGCCUGCCACAGCUGCCUGAGGCGCGCGAGAGCUCGCCGCAAAUCCACGUGACCGAGAUUCAGCUGGAAAACACGCUGCUGCUGGAUGCCGUACAAAAGGGCAAGGCACGGUUCGUGUCGGAUUGCGCGUCGUACAUCCAGUCGUGCAUGAAGCCCGCGACGGAUAUUUUCAUCAGCGGGCAGGAGAUGGUUGCGAGCAUUGUGGUGCUGCCGCUCAUCUUUGACGGCGUCACGUUUGGCGGGUUUUACGUGACGCUGGAGACGACCAGCAACUUCCAGAACAUCAAGGACCUGCUGAUGGGGCUGGUGAACAGUGUGGUGCUGCUGCUGGCCAAGAGGCUGCAGCCGCAGAGGGACCAGAUAUGGGACAGCAUUCUGUCGCGCGGCGGUACGACCAACCUGGAGGACCGGGAGCGGCAGGACGUGCAGGGCUCGGGGGCGUCGGGGCAGGGGCAGGGCGACUCCGUGUACUUCAACUCCGAGGGUGUUGCCAAGCCGGUGGUGGUGAAGCGCUCCUGCACGGAGGCCAUGCUCAAGGUGCUGCAGCACGAGCUGCGCAAGACGCACGCCAAGAGCGCGCAGCAGCACGAGUGGAUCGAGGAGCUGACGCUGACGGAGAUCGUGGGCAAGGGCGGGUUCGGGGUGGUGUACAAGGGCACCUUCAAGGGCAGCGUGGCGGCGGUGAAGGUGAUGUAUGCGCGGCAGCACGAGCGGCAGGCCAUGAAGGACGCGCUGGAGAUGGCGGUGCUGACGACGGUGAGCCACCCGCACAUCAUCCAGGUGUUCAACUGCUUCACCGACAUGGUGGAGGACGCGGGAGGGGGAGGGGCGGGAGGCGGCACCAGCAACUCGCCCAGCCCGGCGGAGGGGCGCAUCAACGUGCGGUUCCGGCGGCUGCAGCCCGACGAGGACCGCUCGCUGGCCACCUGCAACAUCCUGGUCAUGGAGUACUGCGACCGCGCCUCGCUGCGGCACGCCAUGAAGAAGGGCGUGUUCCACAAGCGGCUGGGCAACACCAGUGUGGCGGUGGACCUGUGCGCCAUCGUGCAGGUGCUGAUCGAGGUGGCGCAGGCCAUCCAGCACCUGCACUCGCUCAAACUCAUACACUGCGACAUCAAGCCCGAGAACGUGUUGCUCAAGAGCGACGGCUCCAAGCCCAUCGGCUUCGUGACCAAGCUGAGCGACUUUGGGCUGGCCAAGCUGCUGCGCGAGAACUACUACAUCGUCAACCGCAGCGGGUCGGGAACCGUGACGCACCUGGCGCCCGAGCUGUUCCAGGUGGGCUCCAAGCUGACUACCAGUGUGGACACGUUCAGCUUUGGCAUCAUGAUGUGGGAGCUGUACACGGGGCAGCGGGCGUACGGAGGACUGGGGCGGGACGCCAUCAUCGACCGUGUCUACAAGAAGAAGGCGCGGCCCAUCUUCCCGCUGGGGGUGCCGCAGCAGUACGCGGCGCUGGCCAAGGCCUGCUGGGACAACGACCCCGCCGCGCGCCCGCCCUUCACGCAGGUGCUGCUGCGCCUCGCAGAGAUGCUCGCCUCCUUCACCUCAGCCUCCACACAGUCGCCAUCGCAGCCUGCAGUCGCGCAGGCGGCGGCACAGCAGCAGCAGGCGGCGGCUGCGGCGGGAGGAUCGGCAGGAGCAGCAGCAGGGGGAGCGGCGCUGGGGAGGGC
Astrephomene gubernaculifera is the source of this 3069-nucleotide messenger RNA. Lineage: Eukaryota; Viridiplantae; Chlorophyta; Chlorophyceae; Chlamydomonadales; Astrephomenaceae. The record is from the annotation of a GenBank genome assembly.